UCGAGGAGGGGUCGGCGUCUUUCCCGCCAGGCCAUUGUUCGUGCGGCGCUCCUAGCAACGCCGGGCCGGUAACCCCCGCUCGCACCUCGCGCCUUCCGGGUCUCUUCCUUGAUUCUCAAACCUUAAAAUACGUACAAAUCGCUGAGGCGCCUGUUGAAGGUGGAUAUUCUAGGGCUCGCUGCACUUCUCUCCACGCCCAAUUCACAUUCCCCGGAUGUCGCCGUAGGGCCGGUCAGGCUGGGAUCCCCCUGCUGCGCGGUGUACUUCCUGACGUUUCGGAGGCACCCGUUUUGGAAACAUCCCCUGGGUUUCGGGAGCUGCCUGGGUCUGAGGAGAAAACUUCUCCCUUGGGCUUCUUUGGCUUCUUAUGAUUAUCCUCACAAAGAAGUUGACCUUGGGCAAUCUACUUAACUUUCCCUGGCUUCCAUCUCUUAUCUAGUGAAAUAAUUAUUAUAAUAAAACCUGACUGGGUAAUUGUGAGAAUUAAAUAUGGUCUUGUACCUGAAAGCAUAUUGUAGACUUGCGCAGUGUUGACUGUGACUCUUAAGUAGCAGCAGGGCAGUGUGGAAAGCUCACAGGACUUGCAGUCCACUAAAGCCUUUCUUUCUGUAAAUUUAGUGAAAAUAAUACCAACUUUAAAUGGUUGUUUUGAAGAUUAAGAAAACUGAGGUAAAUAGUAAAGAAAAUGUUAGCUCAUUCAUUUAGUCGACAGUAACAAUAUUCCCAUUUAUUCUUUCUCUAAUUUGAUGUUUAUACAGUGAGUUGAGACUUUUUAUUCAGACUUUCUGAGUUACCUGUGCAGUCCCUAAUUCAUGGGAUGUUUUCCUUUGUAAACUCUGUAAGGUAUUAUUGCUAUUUAUUUUUCACAUAAACCCAGAAUGAUUUAAGAACUUGGCACAAGUUCACACAACUAGUAAAUGUUAGGAUCAGAAUAAAACCUAGGUCUGGGCCAGGUGUGGUGGCAGACACCUGUAAUCCCAGCACUUCUGGAGCACUUUGGGAGGCCAAGGUGGGAGGAUCACUUAAACCCAGGAGUUUGAGGUUGCACUGAGCUAUGAUUAUGCCACUGCACUCCAGCCUGGGAAACAGAGUGAAAUUCCCCAUCUUUAAAAAAAGAAAGAAAACCCACAUCUGGGUAACUUGAAAGCCUAUGCUCUUUGCACAUUAGGAAUAUAUAUAGUACCAUUAUUUCCAUCCUUUGGUCACCAUGUCACUUUUCAGCGAAUAGCUUUAGGGUCUAUGAUAAUUGCUUGUAUUAUCAGUUUCUGUCAUCAGCUAUUGCCAUUUUUCUGUAUAAAUAAUUAUUUUUACUGCUUAGGCAGGCACCUCCAAGGUGUGUCUUGAAGCAUAGCUCCAGCUGGAGGGUACCUUUUAAGCUGUUCAAGGUCAAGAUGAAUACAAACUCAAAGGAGGUUUUAUCCCUGGGUGUUGAAGUUCCUGAGGCAUGGGAAGAACUUCUGACAAUGAAAGUGGAAGCAAAAAGUCACCUUCAAAGGCAGGAAUCCAGGCUGAAACGCAAUAAUCCACUAGCAAGGGAAAUCUUCCGAAGGCACUUUCGACAGCUGUGCUACCAAGAAACCCCUGGACCAAGGGAGGCUCUUACCCGACUCCAGGAACUUUGCUACCAGUGGUUGAGGCCACAUGUGAGCACAAAGGAGCAGAUUUUGGAUCUGCUGGUGCUGGAGCAGUUUCUGUCCAUCCUGCCCAAGGAGCUCCAGGGCUGGGUGAGGGAACACUGUCCAGAGAGUGGAGAAGAGGCUGUGAUUUUGCUGGAGGAUCUGGAGAGAGAGCUCGAUGAACCACAAGAUGAGAUGGUAGCCCACAGACACAGACAAGAAGUCCUCUCUAAAGAGAUGGUGCCUUUAGCAGAGCAGACGUUACUGAGCCUUCAGUCCCAGCCUAAGGAACCCCAGCUCACAUGUGACUCUGCUCAGAAGUGCCAUUCUGUUGGAGAGACAGAUGAGAUGACCAAGACUGAGGACAGAGAGUUGGUGCUAAGGAAAGACUGUCUUAAGAUAGUGGAACCACAUGGGAAAAUGUUUAAUGAGCAGACCUGGGAGGUAUCACAGCAGGAUCUCCCACAUAGAGAAGUUGGUGAACAUAAGGAUAGGAUACAGAGGCAGUGGGGAAACCUCUCAGGAGAGGGGCAACACAAAUGUGAUGAAUGUGGGAAGAGCUUUACUCAGAGCUCAGGUCUCAUUCGACAUCAAAGAAUUCACACUGGAGAAAGACCUUAUGAAUGUAAUGUAUGUGGGAAAGCCUUCAGUCGAAGUUCUGGUCUUUUUAAUCACCGAGGAAUCCACAAUAUACAGAAACGGUACCACUGUAAGGAGUGUGGGAAGGCCUUCAGUCAGAGUGCAGGUCUUAUCCAGCAUCAGAGAAUACACAAAGGAGAAAAGCCAUAUGAGUGCAACCAGUGCAGUAAGAGCUACAGUCGGCGUUCAUUUCUCGUUGAACAUCUGAGAAGCCACACGGGGGAGCGACCUCACCAGUGCAUUGAAUGUGGGAAAAGUUUUAAUAGACACUGCAACCUCAUUCGCCAUCAGAAGAUCCACACAGUGGCUGAGCUGGUCUAGGACUUGCUAUGAUCAAGUUUACCAGAUCACCAGCCAAGUCGUGUGGAGUAGGUUGAGGCUAGAAAAUGCCUCUCCUUUCCUUUCUCCAUGAAGUAUGUUUGAAACAAAUAUUGACUUGUGGCCCAGGGACUUCCUAAAAGGAAAGUUGGGUGUUCGAAGCUACUGUUUUCUCUUUUGUUCAUUUUACUU
Molecule: messenger RNA, 2765 nt
Organism: Saimiri boliviensis boliviensis (Bolivian squirrel monkey)
Lineage: Eukaryota; Metazoa; Chordata; Mammalia; Primates; Cebidae
Source: RefSeq, a predicted model, not a curated record